Molecule: messenger RNA, 2388 nt
Organism: Microtus ochrogaster (prairie vole)
Lineage: Eukaryota; Metazoa; Chordata; Mammalia; Rodentia; Cricetidae
Gene: Alpl
Product: alkaline phosphatase, biomineralization associated
Biological process (GO): dephosphorylation
Cellular component (GO): plasma membrane
Molecular function (GO): alkaline phosphatase activity
Source: RefSeq, a predicted model, not a curated record
GCGUACGCUCCCGCCACUGCACUCCCAAGGACCGCCGCUCGCGAGCCGGGACGGACCCUCCCCACGAGUGCCUGCAGGAUCGGAACGUCAAUUAACGUCUGACGCUGCCAGCCUGCCUCUUCCCACCCACCCAUCUGGGCUCCAGAGUGGAACGGGUCUCAGGGUACACCAUGAUCUCACUAUUCUUAGUACUGGCCAUCGGCACCUGCCUUACCAACUCUUUUGUGCCAGAGAAAGAGAAAGACCCCAAUUAUUGGCGACAUCAAGCCCAGGAGACCUUAAAAAAUGCUCUGAAACUCCAGAAACUCAACACAAAUGUGGCCAAAAAUGUCAUCAUGUUCCUGGGAGAUGGGAUGGGCGUCUCCACAGUGACAGCUGCCCGCAUCCUUAAGGGCCAGCUACACCAUAACUCUGGGGAGGAAACACGGCUGGAGAUGGACAAGUUCCCCUUUGUGGCUCUCUCCAAGACAUACAACACCAACGCUCAGGUCCCCGACAGCGCGGGCACCGCCACUGCCUACCUGUGUGGUGUGAAGGCCAAUGAGGGCACUGUGGGAGUGAGCGCGGCCACUGAGCGUACGCGGUGCAACACCACUCAGGGGAACGAGGUCACCUCCAUCCUGCGCUGGGCCAAGGAUGCCGGGAAGUCUGUGGGCAUCGUGACCACCACGCGGGUAAACCACGCCACCCCCAGUGCAGCCUAUGCGCACUCAGCUGAUCGGGACUGGUACUCGGAUAACGAGAUGCCACCGGAGGCUCUGAGCCAGGGCUGCAAGGACAUCGCCUAUCAGCUGAUGCACAACAUCCGGGACAUCGAUGUGAUCAUGGGGGGCGGCCGGAAGUACAUGUACCCGAAGAACAGAACCGAUGUGGAGUAUGAACUAGAUGAAAAGGCCAGGGGCACAAGGCUGGACGGCCUGGACCUCAUCAGCAUUUGGAAGAGCUUCAAACCCAGACACAAGCACUCCCACUAUGUCUGGAACCGCACUGAGCUGCUGGCCCUCAACCCCUCCAUGGUGGACUACCUCUUAGGUCUCUUUGAACCCGGGGACAUGCAGUAUGAGUUGAACAGAAACAACCUGACUGACCCUUCGCUCUCUGAGAUGGUGGAGGUGGCCCUCAACAUCCUGAUGAAGAAUCCCAAAGGCUUCUUCCUGCUGGUGGAAGGAGGCAGGAUUGACCAUGGGCACCAUGAGGGCAAAGCUAAGCAGGCCUUGCAUGAGGCCGUGGAGAUGGACCAGGCCAUCGGAAAGGCAGGUGCUAUGACUUCCCAGAAAGACACUUUGACCGUGGUGACGGCCGAUCAUUCCCAUGUUUUCACUUUCGGUGGAUACACCCCCCGAGGCAACUCUAUCUUCGGCCUGGCUCCCAUGGUGAGUGACACGGACAAGAAGCCCUUCACAGCCAUCUUGUAUGGCAACGGGCCUGGCUACAAAGUGGUGGAUGGUGAACGAGAAAACGUCUCCAUGGUAGAUUAUGCUCAUAACAACUACCAGGCCCAGUCUGCUGUCCCCCUGCGCCACGAGACCCAUGGUGGGGAAGACGUGGCCGUCUUUGCCAAGGGCCCCAUGGCACACCUGCUUCACGGCGUCCACGAGCAGAACUACAUCCCCCACGUGAUGGCCUAUGCCGCCUGCAUUGGGGCCAACCUUGACCACUGUGCCUCAGCCAGCUCCUCGAGCAGCCCCGCUCUAGGGACCCUGCUGUUCCCAUUGGUGCUGCUCCCCCUGAGCACUCUGUUCUGAGGGCCCACGCCCCAGGAGCCCACCAUGGAUAGCCAGCUCCCCUCCCUAUGUGGCCCACCAUCUGGCAGCCCACACUCAAGGGAGAGGCCCAAGCAGCCUCCAGCGGGAACAGAAGUUUGCUGCCCAUCUUCCGUCUGGAACCCUCCAUGGGCUGGAAGAUCCCAGGCUCUGCCUUUACUCCCUACUCAGUACGCUUUGGCCAGCAGGGCAGGUCUCUCUCUUGGGCAGGCAGAACACAGACUGCACAAAUUCCCAAAGCACCUUAUUUUUCUACCGAAUAUAUUCUCCAGACCCUGCAACCUCCAUGGAACAUUCCAGAUCUGACCUUCCCUCCCCUCAUCCCUUCCUUCUGGAACACUGGGCCCCAUAGUCAUGGCCAGUCCCCAAGCCCAGCCCUUCCUGGAGGGGAGACCAGGUCUGCUCAGGAUGAGACUCCCAGGAAGCCACCUCCGGGGUUGGCUGUCUCCCCAGGGUGGCCACCGGACAGGACGCACACUCCCCACCCAGCUCCAGAGACAUACGCCAGCCCUUCACUGAAGCGGUCCUCCUGUUUGGAACAGCAAAAAAAGAAAAAAAAUUAAUUUCUCUUUUUGGUGUUGGUUUAAAGGGAACACAAGACAUUUAAAUAAAAACGUUCCAAAUA